Molecule: messenger RNA, 6281 nt
Organism: Pungitius pungitius (ninespine stickleback)
Lineage: Eukaryota; Metazoa; Chordata; Actinopteri; Perciformes; Gasterosteidae
Product: collectin-12-like
Exons: 24
Coding region: 268-4095 (1275 amino acids)
Biological process (GO): protein transport to vacuole involved in ubiquitin-dependent protein catabolic process via the multivesicular body sorting pathway
Cellular component (GO): ESCRT-0 complex
Molecular function (GO): phosphatidylinositol binding; ubiquitin binding
Source: RefSeq, a predicted model, not a curated record
UCUGCCCCUUUGUGACUCCUUCUCGCAGGAGAGGCCGCUCCUCAGUGACCCGGCGGUGCGCAGCAGCAGGAGAUCGUCUCCGCGGGACUAACAGAUGGAGCUCUGAGUUCUCAUUUCUCUCCACUCCAAACACACCUCUGGAUCCUUGGAUACACGCAGAUCCAAGGCGCCGUGCGCUUCUGGACGAAUGCCGUCGCGAUGCUGUGGAUGUGACUUCAACAACAACAACAACAACAGCUUCUCGACGGUGGAGCCCCGCGAGCCACAAUGAAAGACGAUUUUGCCGAUGAGGAGGAGGUGCAGUCCUUCGGUUAUAAGAGGUUCGGAAUCCAGGAGGGUUCGGAGUGCACCAAGUGCAAAAAUGACUGGGCGCUGAGGGCGGCGAUUGCGCUGCUCUACGUGCUCUGUGCGCUGCUCACCAUAGCAGUGGCCGUCCUCGGAUACAAAGUGGUCCAGAGAAUGGACAAUGUCUCAGAAGGCAUGGAGAAAUUUGGAGGAAAGAUCAAUGCUGUGGAGACAGACUUAAAGAAAUUAGAUGAUGAAGCAGGGGAUAAGUCAGUAAAUGCCACAAGUAACAUCAAGACCUUCAAGUCAGAUCUGGAGGCAUUACAGAAGCAACUGAACGAUAUUGCCCUCAGGGCAACCAGGAACAGGGAUUUACUGGACGGGCUUCAGAUCACAGGGGAUGACACGCAGAACGGCCACGUGUCUCUGCAGAGCUUUUUGCAAGGCAACCAGGCCUCAUUGCGCGGGGUCAACCAGACCUUGGUCUCCUACAGCGGCAUGAUUGACGACCUCCAGACUGACACUGCGUGGCUCCAGUCAGAGUUACAGGGCCAGGUCAAAGUGCAGAGCCAGACCCAGGUUAGUAUCGGCGCGCUAAACAUCACCCAAUCCCAGCAGCGCAAUCUGCUCGGCACGCUGCAGAAGACGGUGGAAGGCGCCGGCCAGGCGGUGCAGAGACUACAAAAUGACUACCAGGGUCUGCAUCAGACGGCCAGUCAGACCCGAGCUGACACACAGUGGCUUAAGGAAAAGGUCCAGAACCUCCAGGUCUUGGCAGCCAAUAACUCAGCCCAGGUCCGUUCCAAUGGAGAGGCCCUGGAUGACUUGGGGUCUCAGCUCAGCACACUAGUCAGCCAGAUCCAGAACACCUCCGCUCUCAGCGAGGAGCGCGGCCAGAGUCUGCACGAGCUGAUGGACCAUCAGCGGGACCACGAUAACGCCACCUCGUCCAAGUUUGAUGAAAUGGAAUCGCGGCUCGACGGCCACGAGAAUGAGAUGGACCGUGUGACGGGAAACAUGAGCUUCGCCUCGCAGCUCCUCGGUGCCAUCAGCUCCGACCUGAGCGGCCUGAGGACGUGCGCUGAGACGGUGAUGCGGCACUCAGACCUGCUCCUCGGGCUGAAUGUCAGCGUGACGGAGGCCGUGGCGGAUAGCAAAAAGCUGCGCGCGCAGCAAGACGAACUGUCGGGCCGGCUGGACAAGGAGGUCAGCAAUCUCUCCGGGGUGAUGGAGGAGAUGAAGCUGGUGGACAGCAAGCACUCGCAGCUCAUCACCAACUUCACCAUCCUGCAGGGUCCACCGGGUCCAAGGGGCCUCAGGGGGGACAAGGGUCCACAGGGAGCAAUGGGUCAGCCAGGACAAAAGGGUGAUAAGGGAGAGAAAGGGAUGCCAGGGCUGGUUGGACCUCAAGGAGAGAAAGGUGCUGCUGGACCAACAGGUGCGACGGGUCCAAAGGGUUCAGUCGGGGCUCGUGGUCUUCUCGGGGCUAAAGGAUCGAGAGGGCCUGGAGGUCGACCUGGGGACUCUGGGGGUAAAGGCGACCCUGGGGCUCCGGGAAUUCCUGGUAGGGAUGGAAUGUCAGGCAUAACAGGACCACAGGGGCCACAGGGGCCCCCAGGUGCAGCGGGACCUGCAGGUCCUGAUGGGCCUCGUGGGCCCGUUGGACCCAUCGGCCCUGCUGGUCCACCAGGGCUACCAGGGAUACCCGCACCUACACCUCCACUUCCUAAGGAAACAAUCCCAGAAACCCCCAAACCACCAAAACCCGCCAAAGUGCUGCCACCCAAACCCCUCAAACCGUCCCAACCCCCGAAACAGACUCAGGCCCCCAAACCAACAGGGGCCCCCCAAGGCUCCAGGUCCCCGCAAAUCCAGCCUCCUGUCAACAAUGCUCCAGAGACUGGUUGCCCAGCUGAGUUCAGAAGGUUUGGAGACAGCUGCUAUUACUUCUCCUCUGGUCCUCAGAGGUUCAACUUUGAUGAGUCCAACCAAAAUUGUCGUGACUUGUCAUCGCUAAUGCUCAUUAUCAACGACAAAGAGGAACAGAAAUUUGUGAGAGAUGAGAUUGCAGGGAAAGGCUAUUUCUGGCUCGGCCUUACUGACAAAGAGGAGGAAAAUGUCUGGAAGUGGGUGGAUGGAACUUUGCCCGUUUUCAAGAUGUGGCGGCCUGGCCAGCCUGAUAACUGGGAACAUGGCCACGAAGACGGCGAGGACUGUGCCGGCCUCGACAGGGAACGGGAAUACCAGGGGAAGGCGAACAUCUGCGUCAAUACCCCAGCAAUGCCUCUCUUCACGACGAACCCAUUCGACCAAGAUGUUGAGAAAGCAACCAGUGAGAUGAACACUGCUGAGGACUGGGGCCUCAUUCUGGAUAUUUGUGAUAAGAUAGGGCAGUCACGCACUGGGCCUAAAGAAUGUCUCCGCUCGAUAAUGAGAAGAGUGAACCAUAAGGAUCCUCAUGUGGCCAUGCAGGCCCUGACUCUGCUUGGUGCUUGUGUCUCAAACUGUGGGAAGAUAUUCCACUUGGAGGUGUGCUCCAGGGAGUUUGCCAGUGAAGUCAGUAACGUCCUCAACAAGGGCCACCCCAAGGUGUGUGAGAAGCUGAAAGCCCUGAUGGUGGAGUGGGCUGAGGACUUCCGCAACGAUCCCCAACUCAGUCUGAUCUCAGCAAUGAUCAAGAAUCUACGAGAGCAGGGUGUUACUUUCCCAGCUGUGGGGUCCCAGGCUGCAGAGCAAGCAAAAGCAAGCCCAGCUUUAGUGGCGAAGGAUCCCGCCACCUCAACAAACAAAAAAGAAGAAGAAGAUUUGGCCAAAGCUAUCGAGCUGUCUCUGAAGGAGCAGCGCCAGCAGCCGCAGACCUCCCUGUCGGGCCUUUACCCGAACACCUCGGGCCUGCUCUCCUCGCACAAGUCCGACGGCAGGAAAGUCCGCGCCAUCUACGACUUUGAGGCUGCGGAGGACAACGAGCUCACCUUCAAGUCGGGGGAAAUCAUCACUAUCCUGGACGAUAGUGAUCCCAACUGGUGGAAAGGCGAAACAUACCAGGGAGUGGGGUUGUUCCCUUCCAACUUUGUGACAGCGGACCUCACCGCAGAGCCUGAGAUGAUGAAAACCGAGAAGAAGACGGUGCAGUUCAGUGAGGACAUCCAGGUGGAGACAAUAGAACCCGAACAAGAGCCUGUAUUCAUCGACGAAGACAAGAUGGACCAGCUACUGCAGAUGAUCCAGAGUGCAGAUCCCACGGACAACCAGUCGGACAGCGUGGAGUUGCUCCAGUUGGAAGGUGCCUGCAAUCAAAUGGGGCCCCUCAUUGACCAGAAGUUGGAGGAUAUAGACCGGAAGCACUCAGAGCUGUCGGACCUGAAUGUGAAGUUGAUGGAAGCUCUGUCCUUGUAUGCCAAGCUAAUGAAUGAAGAUCCAGUCUACGCCAUGUAUGCCAAGCUACAGAGUCAACAGUACUACAUGCAGCAACCUGCGAACGUAGCACAACAGGUGUACCCCGGUCAGCCGGCGUCAGGCCCGUAUGCCCCGAGCGGCACCGUGGUGCCGGGUUACACUGUUCCCAUGGAGCAGCUCCCGCCUGGAGCCCCCAUGCCUGGUCAGCCAGCUCCCAGUGACGUUCACAUGUACCUGGGCCAGCAGCCGGUCUACACCACCGCUCCGGGCAGCAUGGGCCCGGCCGACCCGCACCCCUACCAGAACCCGGCCGGCGGCCCGGGCCUCACGCAGACUCCAAGCUACAGCGCCGCCUCCGGCCCGAGUAUAGCACCUUCGUGUGACGCCCCUUACCCGGAGAAAGCCUUGCUAUAGGGCCCCCCCCCCCCCCCCGAGCUCCCAGCUCUCCUCACGCACACACGUGCACCCGGGCCCCAUCAGAUAGUGGUGGUAGAAUCGUUUUCACUUGUUUAUGUGUUUUUGAUUUGUGUGGAGGAAAACAUUCAAAGAGAGUAGAGAAGGCUCAGCUUUACUAUACAGUCGCACCUCUCACUGCAGGGUUCGGCUUUGAUCGAUUUUGCAGACGCACAUGGUCUGAAAAAAAGAGACACACUGUGUUCUUUCAAUUACUUAUGUCCCUGCAUUUUCAAUCUUCUUAAAUCCCUUCCACAUGACUCGCAUGUGACGACAUGGAGGAGCUCUCAGUUUACUUUCAUCUACAGCUGCACUUGGUUACGUUUAAGUCGUCAUUCACGCCUGAUCACUUCCAAGUGCAGAUCUGAUAGCGAUACAUGCAUUGUCCAGUUUAACGUACCGGGCCUGACAUGUAUUGCCUCAAGUUUUAAUCAUUGGGACCAUUGAGAAGUUGUGAUCAUGUUGUAUUUUACGAGCCCGAGUCCGAUCAUUUGGUACCAGUUUUAGGGGAAAUGAGACUGAAUAGUCAUUUGUUUGUCAUUUAGCGUUUGAAUCUAUUGUCCAUACUGUAAAUAGUGUGCAAACACAUGAGUGUUCUAUUACCAUGUGAAACAGGCGCACACACACACUACAGGCAGGUGUACAGUAGCAGACACACAUCCUUGGGAAUCUGGUCAUUUACCGUUUGCCACGCACUUAAUGCGACCUUAUUGCAAACCGUGUCACAGAAAACGGGCGUCAACACACUUUUUUUUCCCCGUAAUCUUAAAGAGGACUUUUAGUGAAGCUACAUUUUCUAACUAAGUUUCAAAGUUUACUUUUACUUACUCAAUUUUAGAAGUACUGAAAACUGACGCCACUUUUUUUUGUUGUUGUGAGGAAUUGAAGCAUGCACAUGACUCUUGUUUAGAGUCAAGCAGUAGUGGAGCCACAGGACGACCUCGCAGGUGAACUCGGUCAUGAUGUGCCCGCCGAACCGAAGGUGUGAAAGAAGAAGAUGUCGUUGACUCGGCACGUUCUGCAGAGUUUUCCUUUCCAAGGGGAGCAGCUGUUGGUCCUUGUUGGUGGGUUCAGGGUUCGCUCCGUCUGCAUUCGGGGGGCUGUAGCGACAGCCUCGGCUACUAAGAGGCGAGCUCUCUGGACCGCCUUUUUAAAAACAUCUCUUACUCGUUUCUCUUUUGUUUGUAGUGCAUUUUAAUUUAUGCUAUGAUGUUUUAACUGGAGAAGCAGCGUAUGUAUUCAGAUGAAAGCGGACUGUGUGAUGCUCCACCUUACUUGGUUGUAUAUUUAAAUAGCUCACACCAGGACGCGGACAUUACUCAGUGUUUUAUACAUGCUCGUUGUACUGUAGGGUCAAACGGUAAUGUGAAGAACUGAUCCAACAGCUCCUUUUCCUCCCCCCCCCCCCUCUGACGCUAAAACAAACCCUACCUGAAGCUGGACUCAAGGGAGCUCUUGUGAUUCUGGAAACGCACAGUCAGGAUUAAUGCACAGCUCCUUUUUAUGUGCUCUCAGUGAAAGAGUCACUUUAGUAUCAAGUAUUGUACGAAUGUACCCGACCACACCGUAACUUUUCAGCUCUCCUCUGCGUGCGCAGCUUCUUUGGCAAAGAGUCGACGUCCACGCACACUGACUGACGACAAAACAAGCAACGUUAUUUAUUUCUUUAAUAUCGAAUGAUGCUACAUGAAGGAAUUAUAAAGCUGUCUUUACAUAUGAUGCACUACGUUUCCCACUGAUUGGUGUGUUGAUUUGAUGGCUGUGUGUUUUGGAUUUUUCUCACGAGACGCUAUCAGUCGUGAGCCCUGCAUUCAUCUGGCCGGCUUCUGCUGCUUUCAAUUAAAUACAGGAGUCAAGUAGUAUUAAUGCGUUUGAUCAAAGAGGGCUGACGAUAUCAAACGUACAAACGACAGCAGCUGCGCUCCAGAAGCCACUUGAUCGUCCCGAAUCAUCCAAACGUAACAUCUGGACUGCAGCCACGAUGUAACUGUUACUGCACAGGAUCCAGAUGCUGCCUGUUUUUAAGUUUUAAACGUUAUAGUAAAGGUUUCCGUCAGAACUUGUAUCCUGCGGUUUGUAUGUAUUCUUUUAACCAUCCUUAUUAAUUGGUAUUCACAAUAAAACCAGGCCAAAUGUACAGGAUCCUA